Molecule: messenger RNA, 1934 nt
Organism: Puntigrus tetrazona (Sumatra barb)
Lineage: Eukaryota; Metazoa; Chordata; Actinopteri; Cypriniformes; Cyprinidae
Gene: rab21
Product: RAB21, member RAS oncogene family
Exons: 7
Coding region: 220-870 (216 amino acids)
Biological process (GO): Rab protein signal transduction
Molecular function (GO): GTP binding; GTPase activity
Source: RefSeq, a predicted model, not a curated record
CACCUGACCCCUCUCCGGAACGUCACGGAACGGAACGCCAUUAGAUUGAUGGCGGAGCUCCGUCGGGAGCCAGGCAGCGUUUAACAGGGGACUCGGCGCGAGGACUUCACGCGAAGGCGGCCGUUUGCGUUCGUCUGCGGAUCUCUAUGGCCGCUGUGAUCGGCUAAGGGCCAGGCUUUGUUUGUUUGUUUGUUUUUGCGUCGGGCCGAGAGUUUGAGCAUGGCGGCGGCCGGAGGGAAGACGUACUCGUUCAAGGUGGUGCUGCUCGGGGAGGGCUGCGUCGGCAAAACGUCGCUGGUGUUGCGAUACUGCGAGAACAAAUUCAACGACAAACACAUCACCACUCUUCAGGCGUCGUUUCUCACGAAAAAGCUCAACAUCACGGGAAAGCGAGUGAAUCUGGCUAUAUGGGACACCGCCGGUCAGGAGCGUUUCCAUGCCCUUGGACCCAUCUACUACAGAGAUUCCAACGGCGCGAUACUGGUGUACGACGUCACAGACGAGGACUCGUUUCAGAAGGUGAAGAACUGGGUAAAAGAGUUAAGGAAAAUGUUGGGGAAUGAGAUCUGUUUAUGUAUAGUAGGCAAUAAAAUUGACCUGGAAAAAGAGCGACAUGUUUCGGUGGAGGAAGCAGAGGGAUAUGCCGAGUCGGUGGGUGCAAAACACUAUCACACGUCAGCCAAAUUAAACAAAGGCAUCGAGGAGCUGUUUCUGGACCUGUGUAAACGCAUGAUGGAGACGGCUCAGGCGGAGGAGAGGUCGAGGGGGAACGGCGCGAGUCACACGAGCACAGCCCGGAGAGGCGUACAGAUAGUCGACGACGAGCCCCAGACUGCCAUGCCCGCCGGAGGCUGCUGUACAUCCGGCUAAACACACUUACCCCCCUUUUUACCCCCCUCCCGGGACUGAUAACGGCCUCUCUCGCCCUCCUCUGUGUAAAAACUGCCACUUCCCACAGCUACACUCACCUGCGACCGCUCUACAGCUCUGUUAAGUCAUUUCUUUAACGGUUUGUCCCUUAUUGGAAGGGUUGAUUUGUAACUCCACCCUUCGACCGGCGGACUCUAGGGGCCAAAAGAUGCCAGAUCGACCUGUGUUGAGAACAUUCGCAAAUUCCUACAAAUAGGUACCAAACAAUAACGCCCGGUCUUCUAAAACACACACAUGCACUGAUUAAUUUCCCUAACAAUCUGAUACCUUAGCACUUUUUCUUUUUUUUUUUUUUGUUGUUUCUUUCGGCAAGGCGUUGUGCAUGUAGAAUCUUUAAAAUCCUAGUUUUAUUUUACGUCUGAAAAAAAAAAAGAGAAAUUCUUUAUUAUUUAAUAACUUAUUUACAAUUUCAUCAAGCGUCUACGUGUCCAAAGACCUUCGUAAUUCUUGUAAUCAACAGGCUUGUCGUUCUUCUACGGUCUCGUUCUUCUGUCGUUCAUAUCUUCUGUAUCUUUCUUAAAAAUGCAACAUUAAAAUCCAUCUAGAACAUUUAAACUCUUUGUAGGUUUUGUCUUUUCUCUUCAGCUUGCCAAUUUAACGCUAUCCGGAUUUCGAAAUGGUAAAAUAAAUAAAUUGUGUUGUUCGCAUGCUACAUUUUUGUUUUUUUUAUAUAUAGGGAAAACAUGCGAUACUGUGUGCUUUACUUUUCAAGCUAUCGAUUGCAACGGCGAGUCGGAAAAGUGUACAAUAUUCAAUAUUAAUGUUGUAUGAAUGUAUAACGAAUAAUAAUGGCUGUGGUAAAUGCUUUUUUGGGAUUUGUGUGGUUUUUUUUAACUGUAACUUUUACGAUGUUAAUUGUCCCCCCACCGCACCUCCCCGAGACCCGAACGAUGGGACAAUUUUUGAAAAUACUAAUAAUUUCGACAACCGCAUCACCUGUAAACACUGAGGUGCAGCUGUGAGCCUUCUGUGCCUUUAAAUAAAAGUGUCUAGAUUGACCCACC